Molecule: messenger RNA, 1716 nt
Organism: Ilex paraguariensis (yerba mate)
Lineage: Eukaryota; Viridiplantae; Streptophyta; Magnoliopsida; Aquifoliales; Aquifoliaceae
Source: the annotation of a GenBank genome assembly
AAGGGUUUGUAGCCAAAUUCAUUUCCCUCUCGUUGGGCCUUCGUUCGCCGUCGGAGGAUCCUCCUGCUGAACUUCACCGUCGUCGUCAUCUUAGAGAGAGAGGGUUGAUUGAUCGAUCAUUUAUCAUCAUCGACCAUGUCGUUCUCGUUUUUCAAGCCCUCGAGGCCCAAAACUCCGCAAGAGCUCGUGAAGGCGAUCAAAGAUAGCCUCAUAGCUCUCGACACCAAGACCGUUGCCGAAGUUAAAGCUCUCGAAAAGGCGUUGGAAGAAGUUGAGAAGAAUCUUGUGACCAUGAAACUCAUGCUUUCAGGAGAUGGCGAGGCUGAACCAAAUGUGGAUCAGAUUUCACAGCUGACACUUGAAAUCUGUAAAGAGGAUGUGAUUGCUCUUUUCAUUCACAAGUUGCCUAUACUGGGUUGGGAGGCUAGAAAAAAUUUAGUCCACUGCUGGUCUAUAAUGUUGAGACAAAUGGUUGGCUCUUCAUGUUGCUGUGUGCAAUACAUGGAGAACCAUUUGGAGUUGCUAGACUUUCUUGUAGUGUGUUAUGAUAACAAGGACAUUGCCUUAAAUUGUGGAAAUAUGCUGAGGGAAUGCUUCAAAAUACCAAGCCUUGUGAAAUAUAUAUUGGAGUCUCCGAGCUUUCUGUUGUUCUUCAAAUUUGUGGAGCUGCCUAAUUUUGAUGUUGCUUCUGAUGCGUUUUCUACCUUUAAGGAUCUGCUCACCAAACACGCAUCUGCGGUGUCUGAUUUCUUGACUGCCCAUUACAAUGAGUUCUUUGAGCAAUAUGAAAAACUCUUGACAUCUGCUAACUAUGUCACUAGAAGACAAUCUUUGAAGCUUCUUUCGGAAUUUCUUUUGGAGCCUCCAAAUUCACAUAUAAUGAGGCGGUACAUUGUUGAAGUUCGGCACCUGAGAAUCAUGAUGACAUUGCUAAAGGAUUCAAGCAAAAACAUCCAAAUAUCUGCUUUCCACAUUUUCAAGGUUUUCGUGGCCAACCCUAACAAGCCCCGGGAAAUAAAAGUCAUCUUGGCAAAAAACCAUGAAAGAUUGCUGGCAUUGCUUCACAAUCUAUCAGUUGGCAAAGGGGCUGAAGAUGAUCAAUUUGAAGAGGAGAAGGAACUAAUUAUCAAGGAAAUAGAAAGAGUAUCUCGGUUGCCGAACCUUGAAAGUUAGGUGCAGUCCCUUUGUUGUUGCUUUUCCUUUUGUGCUGCUUUAGGCCUGAAUGCCACAUAUAUUUAUUGCGUAGAUAAAUGCACCCCUUCCCUCCUUCCAAAGAACCACAAUCAUUGAAACCAAACGUAAUAGUGAAAUUAUUCGUUGGAGGGCUCGCAAUCAUCAUGCUGCCGAGGAUUUCAGGGAAGUUAUGCCCCUGUAAUUUUGGUGUGAUAAAUUAUUGGCAGGGACCGGAAGGCAUACCGGAUGUUGCUGGGUGGUUGAAGCCAUUUGUGUAUAGUCAGCAAUUGUAAAUUAGACUUCAAAUUUUAUGUUUUUGUUGGGUUAGUUAUAAGUUGUGUGUAUCCCCUGUUCUAACCUAGCCCAUAACAUUGAUGUUCUCUCUCUGCCCUGGCCAUCCACAGGCAACUGCUUGAGAGAAAGGUAAGACCCUGAGACAAAUCGGUUACACCCCAAUUACUAUUAGGAUAAAUUGUACCAAUGGUCCUUGAGGUUUAUCAUUAAUCAUACUUUGGUCCUCAAAGUUUUAUUUUCAUCAAUUUA